AGAUGCUGUUAACAUCAUCAUGGAUAGUAGACGUUUUUGCUUUCUCUGCAAUAUUAUCAACACUGCUCUACGUAUAUUUCACCAGAAAUUUUAACUACUGGAAAAAACGCAAUGUGUUCCAUCGAAAACCUGUGCCAUUUUUUGGUAAUUUCAAAGCUGUAGCUACAAUGAAAUCAACUAUAGGAGAAUGGCUACGUGAUGAGUAUAACAGAGCAGCUAAACAACCUUACUUUGGAAUUUUUGUUUUUGACGAACCGAAACUAGUAAUUAAAUCUCCAGAAAUAAUCAAAAAUAUAAUGAUAAAAGAUUUUAGCAAUUUUUCUGACAGAACAUUCGCAUUUCCAAAUCACAAUGAAGUAGAGUCAAACUUCUUAUUUUUCAUGCCUAACCCUAAAUGGAAAAAACAUAGAUCUCAGCUUUCUCCAGCUUUUACCUCAGGAAAGCUGAAAGGAAUGCUUCCUAUAAUACAUGAAGUUGGCGAGACUCUUCAAAAAUAUUUAUAUAAAAACCAAACGGUUUUGGAAGCAAAAGAAGUUAUGGCAAAAUAUAGUACAGAUGUAAUAGGAAAAUGUUUUUUGGGUAUUAAUCCUCAUUGCUUUGAUAACGAAAAUGCAUUGUUCAGAGUUUUAGGACGAGCGAUGUUUGAUUUUAGUGUAAAAACAGCAUUAACUCAAACUGCAUAUUUUUCUACACCAGGAAUUGUUAAGUUUUUUAAAAUCAAUUUCUUUGACCAAUGGAUUAUAGAUCAUUUCACUGAAUGCUUUGGUAAAUCUUAUGAGGCCCGGGAAAAAUCUAAGAUUAGGAAAAAUGAUUUUAUCGACAUUUUACGAGAUAUGGAACGUAAAGGAGCUAUAGAUAAAGAUAUCGGGUCAAUUCAGGGAUCAAGUAUGCAAUUUUUCGUUGCUGGUUUUGAGACUACAAGUUCGACCACUUCGUUUACUCUUUACGAACUGUGUCUGAAUAAAACAAUACAAAAUAAACUAAGAAGCGAAAUUCUCGCCAAUAUAAGAGAGAAUAAGGGAAUAACGUAUGAAGGUGUUAUGCAAAUGAAGUAUUUAGAUCUGUGCAUUAAAGAAACACUACGAAAAUACCCAGUUUUACCGUUUCUGGAUAGAAGAUGUUUGAGUAAUUAUACUAUACCUGGAACGGACCUUGUAAUUGAAAAAGGCUCGAGCGUUUACAUUCCCAUGUUUGGUCUGCAUUACGAUGAAACAUAUUUUCCUGAACCGACGAAAUAUAACCCUGAAAGAUUUGAAGACACGAAUUACAAUACUAAUGGUUUGGUGUAUUUUCCGUUUGGAGAAGGUCCUAGAAUAUGCAUAGGUGAACGAUUUGGACUAAUGUCUGCUAAACUCGCACUGAUAUAUACGCUAACGAAAUUCGAAGUAGAAAAAUGUGAAUCUACUCCCGAUCCAUUGGAGUUUGAGCCCAAAUCUCUUGUUUUACAAUCCAAAGUUGGAGUUCCUAUGAGAUUUAAACAUUUAGUUCCAUCGCCUGCAUAAAACAAAAAUUGAAUUAGAA
Molecule: messenger RNA, 1521 nt
Organism: Diabrotica balteata
Lineage: Eukaryota; Metazoa; Arthropoda; Insecta; Coleoptera; Chrysomelidae
Source: the annotation of a GenBank genome assembly